Molecule: messenger RNA, 858 nt
Organism: Rhododendron vialii
Lineage: Eukaryota; Viridiplantae; Streptophyta; Magnoliopsida; Ericales; Ericaceae
Product: thiosulfate sulfurtransferase 16, chloroplastic-like
Exons: 7
Coding region: 116-685 (189 amino acids)
Source: RefSeq, a predicted model, not a curated record
CUUGAACGAUAUAAGUUUGCAGAUAUGUCAUCCAAGCGGAGUCUUUAACCUCAAAGAUUCGAAAUCGCGUUAAGCACAAGACGCACCGCAUUGAUCCAGCAAAACUAGUCAGCCAAUGGCGAAACUCUUUGUUUCCACCUUGUCCUCUUCACUUCCUCAACAACUUCUUCCUCUCCACACUCAACUCACCAACCCCAGGUUUAUACCCAUUUCAUCACUACAUACAUCGGCUUCGGCUUCGAGGUUUGGAUUCCCUAAAAGGCUAGUCGUUGGCACCCAAUUCAGAAAAUCGAGCUUCAAUCGGAUGGCUGCUAUGGGAGGGAAUGUGGACUCUGCAGCCGUUCCAAAAUCGGCGCCGGUUGAAAUAGCCCACGAACUUCUCCAGGCUGGAUUCCAGUAUUUGGAUGUCAGGACUUCGGAGGAGUUUACUGCUGGGCAUGCCAUUGGGGCCAUCAAUGUUCCUUACUUGUUCAAAGUUGGAUCAGGCAUGUCAAAGAACCCUAAUUUUUUGGAGGAAGUAUCAUCACAAUUUGGAAAAGAUGAUAAAAUUGUUGUUGGAUGUCUGUCCGGUAAAAGAUCACUAAUGGCAGCUACAGAUAUGGUGUCAGCUGGCUUUACAGAGGUCACAGAUAUUGUUGGAGGGUAUGCUGCUUGGACCGAGAAUGGACUUCCAACAGAGUCCUAAAUAAUGAUAUCCAUGAACAAUACGUGUUUAUUUUUUUUGAUAAUUUCAUGAACAAUUCAUGUUGUUCAUAAGUACUUGUGGAUUGGAAUAAGCUUUUGAUGUACAAAACUCAACCGAUGUACUCGUAAUGCAUAGUACCCUGCAUGAAGUAAUAAAGAUUUCAGGUUAUGUAA